Molecule: messenger RNA, 11217 nt
Organism: Cydia strobilella
Lineage: Eukaryota; Metazoa; Arthropoda; Insecta; Lepidoptera; Tortricidae
Gene: Svil
Product: supervillin-like
Exons: 26
Coding region: 373-9537 (3054 amino acids)
Biological process (GO): actin filament severing; barbed-end actin filament capping; actin polymerization or depolymerization
Cellular component (GO): cytoplasm; actin cytoskeleton
Molecular function (GO): actin filament binding; phosphatidylinositol-4,5-bisphosphate binding
Source: RefSeq, a predicted model, not a curated record
AUUUUGCAAACAAAUUGUUGAUUAUUUUUGAAUUAGUUCAUAUUUUUGGGUUUGUGAUACCUCGUUGUUGUGGGAUUUGUAGUGAUUAGAUUUUUACCAAUGUUAAUAUAUUGUAUCAACGUGCGUUUGUUGCAUACCAUUUAAAACAUCAGCCUACUUUGUUCGAGUUGACCUGCUAUACCUGUGAUUUUAAAAAGGUCAUCACCACGCGCGCCUUCUUCACCUACCUCCAGCCUUAGCCUGUAUUCAUCACUGCCAACUAUUCCGCCCUACGCGCUUAAUGUCGCUAUGCUAGACGAGAUCCAUGUUAAAUCUGAAGACCGAGCCAGGAAACUGGGUUGCUGGCGUACGUGACGUCACAGCACGAACGUCAUGAGUCAGCCUCAGGACGAGGCCCGAGCGGCUAGGAUACAGAAGUAUAAAGAAGAAAGGAGGAAGCAACUUACGGCGAGAACGGCGACGCUUUUCUCAGAAAAUGUCACGCAAAGGCGCCCGAGAAGAACGGAGCGGACGCCUUUGGAGGAAACGACUGCUAAUCUUAAAUCCUCUUCAGAAUUGAACCUCAACUCUAUUUCUACUUCAGUGCCUAUUAGAACUACACGCACUUCACGCUUAAGAGCUGCCGCCGCCAACCAUUCUGAUUCCUCGCUGCCUCCUAGAAAAUCCACCAGAAGUUCUUCCGUUCAAUCUCUUCUAGAAGAUAAUAAAAACAAAUCGGCCAAGAGCUCGAAAAUAAUAGAUAGAGAUAAAACUAAGUCCACUCUCAACAAAAGGACUAGUAAUCAGAAGGAGAAUCAGAAAGCCAUUCCUGACACGUGCCUUUCUGAAAAGGCAAUUGGUGCUAUUAGAUCGAAACCUAAACAUUCCAGUAAAAAUAUUUUAGAAAAAGACAAACUUAAUUUAUUAGUCAGUAGUCAUAAAGAAAAGAAUGUUAACGAAAACAGCGGUUUGAAGUUAGAGAAGACUCAAAUUGAAAUUAAAGACAUUGAAUCUAAAGAUGGUGAUGUAGAAAGUGAAGAAACCGUAACAAUUGACUUACAUGUCAACGGAGAGGAAAUUUUGAAUGAAGUUUUACUUGAUAAAAGCAUUUCUCCUAGUUUGGAAAAGGAAAAAUUUGAAGAUUUAUUUAAUAGAUCUGUCGUCGAAGAGGAGAAAGUUCAGACGAAACAGCUGAAUAAUAACGAUAAUUAUUUGGAUAUUAAUUUAACCAAUGUGCUCAAUAAUAGUCCCAAAAGUUACAUUCCUAUUAUGAAAGAACCAGCGAUUAAGAAGUUAGACGUUAUUGUGAAACUAGAAGAUAGUGUAGUAGUGCCAAUGGUUAAGGAUGUGGAAGUGGGGGGUUUGUUGGGGGCUGUGUGUGUUGGUAAAGUUGAACGGUUCAGUGAAUUGCUCAGUAAUCUUUGUUCGCCUUGUGAAGCCGACGUUUUAUUUGAAGACAUCUUAGUUGAAAACGGGAUUGACUCUGGCGGUGAAUCGCGGCCGUCGCCAGAAUGCACGGCGCCGUGCCGUCGCGUGCAACCCUCGCCCCGCAUCAGCAGCACGCCGAAGCGUGCGCCGGCGCAAACCGUCGUCUCCAACGAUGCUGGAACUGUCGUGAAAACAAGAAACCGUCGAUCUCUCGAAGCACCACACACCAAGACUGAAAACGCACUGCCGUCUUCCAAACUAUCUCCUAAAAUUAACUUUAACCUAUCUUUCGGAAUCAAAACCUCGCCACCAAAAUCCUCUCCUCCUACCGUUUCAACUCAGAAAUCGACAGAAAGGAGAAGAAGUUCUGAAACUGCCACUAAGCCUAGCUGUAUACCUCUUUCCAAGAAACCUGUUGAAAAACAAACAAGAACUUCCAUAUCACCGAUAAAACAAGAACCCAAAAAAGAUAAGACGUUGAAAGUUGAAAAUAAAUCAAAGGCGGAGCCAUUGAGACGCAAGUCCUUAAGUAAAAGCCCGGAGAAGGCAAAAAGUGAUACCGAAAGUAAUCGUAACGAUAGAAGACAUCGAGCUCAAAAAGAAUAUGAAAGUCUUAGUGAAAAAUAUCAUAAUUCAAAGAAAAGACUGACUAGUUUAGAGAAUAAAUCUUCAGGAGACACGAAUGUUGCUAAAAACGCAUCUUCUAGAAAGAAUAUAUUAAAUGACAAUUUACAAGUUGCUAAGCCUGAGGCGAAAGUCGGAACUAGCCUAGAAAAUUGCAAAGAUUCUACGAAAAUGUCGACUCUACAUGAAACUAUGAUACCACACACUAGUAGCUCUAGACUUUCGCAGGAGAUGGAUAGCUUAGCUGCGUUGACUAAACAAACUUUAGAUAGGGUUAACAAAUUAUCGAAUAACUUAAAUAGUAAUAAAAUAAAUUUAGACUCGUCUGAGCCACGUUUUGACACAGCGUUAUUUGCAUCGACUUCUGAACACAAAACUAAUGGUCAUGCUUUCACUUUUGGUCUUACUAACGAGAAACCAACACAGAAGAGAGGUGUAACUGAAAGGUUGAGGGACAUUGACACGGCAGCUCAGAGGUUGAUCGACUUUGAAAAACAAAGUGCAAUGUUUUCUGAUCUCAAUAAUGAUACUUCUAGUCAAUUUCGCCGUCUUGAUGCAACGUCGACGUCCUGUAAUCAUACACCUGUGUCUAUUUUGAAACGAAAAUCUAUCAAUGAAGACAGUGCAAUUAAUAAUGCUUCUAAUCACACGAUUGCUUCUCCACCGGUCACAUUUUCUCCGAGCGUUAUCGAACCACGUCAAUGUCGCUCUGACCGCCAACGACAAGGGAUAUUGAAGAAGCGUCGCAGCUUAGAUGAAUCUCAGGUCGCUAUGAGGCGAUCCUGCAGCCCAGAAGUAUCAUUCGCCGAAGACGGAUCACCGGAUACGAACAAACCAAUAUUAAAAAAUCGCAGAUCAUCUUUAGAAGAUGUUGUUAGAAACAGAUCACCUGAUGGACAAAUACAGGGAAUACUAAAGAGAAAAAUGAGCAGAGAAGAAGAACACGUUAACGAGGAUUUGUCUCACAGCUCCCCUGAACCGCAUGGCAUAUUGAAACGGAAAUCUAAUUCUAGUUCUAGUAGCAGCACAACGUCGUCUCACGUUUCAAUUGCUCAAGCAGUUUUAUUGGCAGCCGCUGGCGGCGCCGAGAUAGUUGAUGAUGACAAGGAAACUGUAAGACCAAUCUUAAAGAAAAAGAGUUUUUCUGAAGAGCGGCCAUGUGUCGAUAUACCUAUUUCCGACACACCCAGGCCUAUUUUGAAGAAAAAAUCGGUGGAACACGAAGAAUAUGACUUUGAACUUCCGAAAAAGCCAAUUUUGAAAUCAUGCAGAAAGUUGUCAGGUGAUGAGGGACACACUUCUAGUUUCGAUCUGAGCGAAGACGACAGAAGUUCUCGCCGGUCGUCACUCCUUAGGUCACGCACGUCAGACCAUUCUGGGUCGGAAUGUGAAGCUACUGUAAGGCCUAUUUUAAAGCAGAGAGGUUCGAGUCUCACUAGGGAACGUAGCCAAUCGCCGCGCCCACGGCUCUCAUUUUGUGCGGACAACGUUGCGAACAUCAGUGUCACGAAUUUCAGUCGCGAUGCGAACGACUUGUUGGCGGCUGGACCGCGACGCGUGUUGAAUCUCUCGCUAGAGCCGGAAGAGAGCGCUAAAAAUCCUUACCCGAGUGCUGUGCUGGGACGAAGAAACCUCCGACCGAAAACGAACCCUCGAUCUAAAAGCUUACUUGGAGAAGUCAACGAUGAACUGCUGUCGAUAUUAAACAAUCGCCGAUUAAAAGUCGAUGAAAAUAGUGAAAACGCACGUUUUGAUCUGUGGGAUCAAGAAAACUCUCAGGAAGUUGAAGGUAGUAAUCCUAAACCGUUUCCUUCAAUUGCCGCGCGUAUAAAAAGUAUGGAGCAGGCUCUUACCAAAGAGUUUUCUCCUAGAGACCAGCCUUCGACAUCAAGAUCAAAACAGCGCGACCGCGACCGUUACAAGACGCAGCCCAUCACUGUCGAAGAAAUGCGGUCUAUAACUUCUAGUUUGGAGCCGGGCCAAGCGAGUUUCCAAGUGUUCGGCCCCGCGGGCUGUAGUUUUCCGAGUCAGCCCGUCGAGUCCGGUGCUUCUCUGACGACCAGGAGCGCGGGAGAACCAGACCGGCCCUUUGCAAACUUCGCAACGCCACACUCGCCACCCUUCACCAGCUGCUUCAGCGUCCACAAUCCUACAACAUUCAACGGCUUCACCGACCCGGCCGUCAAGGACGACACCUUCGGCGAGGCCACUUUCCUAGACUUCGAAAACAUUGCUGCGAACCUCGAAAGAAAGCAGUCGACCUUGGAUGAGAUCGAGCAGGAAGUGAACAAAGUCCAAAUUGCAUUAGACGAGGACAGUCGCGCCUUGGAGAACUUGGAAGACGAGCGUCAGGAAGGUGACAAUUGGAGUCUGAACGUCUCUUGUGACAGUGGCGUGUAUAAUCGUGCAUCUUCCAGAGACUCUGGCCCGCAUUCAGGUGAAGAACUAGGCUUAAUCGAGAGCCAAGAGAUCAAAGAAAAUCACGCAACAAACAGCAGCAACGACUGGUCUCCAUCGUCCAUCGAGCAGGGCCUGAUCACGAUGGACAGACAGAGAAAGUCGACAGAGACUGAAGGGCAGAGCCCUGAGAGUGACGAUGAGAGGGAGCAGACCGGCUUUAACCUGGGGCUCGUUAAGAGCAACAGUGUUGUGGCCCGAGCAAGCAUGUGGCAGCAGCUGCAGCAGCAAGCGAAAGGUACCCCAAAACCGUUGAUCCGCCACAGCCGAUCCAAGAACGGCAUGGAUGGCUCCAUCUCGGAUCGGUACAAAACGCAGCCCAUCUCCUUCUCACCCACACAACCACCACCACCGGCCGAACCUCCGAAGGAACUGCCUUCUCUCUCUCAGUCCAAAAGCACCGCCAAUGUGUUGGACAGAGACGAAGAUGCUAAGUUAGACGAGGACGACCCAGCGAAGAUGUCACUCAUGGAGAAGAUGAAGAUGUUCAACUCGAAGCUGACCCACAAACCUCCCGUGGCCGGGUUACCUAGACCUAAGGAGGAAAGAGUACCCCGGACGUCGCGACUCAAGACUAUGCCAGUAUUAGCCAGCCAAGUUCAAGAGGCCAUGGAGCAAAACGAAAGACUGACGAAAUCUUUCACACACAAUGAGAUCCCGCGUAACCCAGACUUCGCGUUGAAAAUGGAACUGUUCAGAUCAGCGAGCGCCAAGAAUACGUCGCUAGAGUAUCUAAUGAGGCAGAACGCAAAGUUUAGGAGCUUAGAUCUCGACGACGACUCGCCAGCGGAGCGGGCCCAGAGAAUGAUCACCCCGGAAGUGAGGGGCAUCCUCAAGGCCGGGACGACCGUCGUGCCCAAAACUAAGACCUUGGCCAAAGGAGAAAGUUCGGAGGGUCUUAAGGAUGAAGGCAUCGACAGCUCCUCCGAUGACGAAUCGACCGCAUCCAGCGUAUCUUCAUCAGAAAAAAGCUGUUCGUCAUCAGAGAGCUCUGACGAGAUCCAUGGUCCCAAGCCCAGGCGGUUCCAGAGAAAAAACAACAAACUCAAAUCCUCCAGGACUGAUUCUGAUCUUACCAAGGUCCUUCAGGAGCCUUUCCCUAGAAAAAUAGUCCCAGCAAAUGACCCUAGAAAAAUACAACUACCAGGAGCCAAUGAACUUAAAGAGAGGUUAAGUCAGAUGAACACCGAAGCUAAACCACUACUUGGCAAACUUGGCCGAAAACCAUCCGUAGAAGUGAAAAGCGAAGACGAAAAACCAUACAGCAGAUUUGUAAAGAAAAUCGAAGAACCUAUACAGUUAGGUAAAUUAAGGAGGCCGGAAAAUAAAAUGACAAGUCCGUUAAAGAUGGACCUGAAACCUCCGCAGGUGCUGAAGAUAUCGGCUUUGAAUCAGCAGGCGAAGAAUAAGUUCUUCGGGUUGGAGCCGAAGAAGGAGAAGAGUAUUGAUGAAUUGACGGCGGCGGUUAGGAAAUACAUUCCACCUGUGAGCAAGUCCAUGUCAGUGCACACCAUCGAGCUGACCGGCUCCGGGAGCGACGGCGAGAGCAGCGGCGGCAGAGAGGUCCGGCACAUCAACACCAGAGUGCGACAUAACAGGCUCGGCGGCGGCGUGCAGCGGAGCGCCACGCACGCCGAGAUGCCGCAUCGAGGAGGCACCAUCGCCGAAAGGCUCGCCGCUCUGCAAGCGGCGGGUGCCAACGACUGGCGCGCAAGAGUAUGCCGGCUCAGUCCCGAGAAGGAGGAUACCAAGGCCAUAGAGCGCGCCAAAAACAUGAUCAAUGACUCUCUAAGCGCUGCCGUUGAUGAGAAUAAGAAAGUGCCGAUAGAUGACGAGGUCGGAAACAACAUCCUUGCUGACAGGCGGAAUAAGCUUGAAACUGCUGCACAGGGAUGGCGCAAGCGCGUACCUCAAAGCGAUGCUUCCCUAUUCACGGUAGCGGGACGCCUAGAGCGCGACAAAGUUACCACGACUCCGCCGCUCACGCCACCUCCCGUCUCCACCCCAGCGCCGAUGACGCCAUCAUCACCGGGCAUACCUAUUGCCAACAAAUUCAGAUCUCGCAAGCAAGGCUCCCCGACCAACGGUUUCGUCUCGGGCCCGCUCCGCUCCGCGUCGUGCGCGGUUGUGUGCCCCGAUAAGCAGCCGAAGGAGGAAGCCCGGAAACCCGACCGGGAGUCCUUCAAGCGCAGUCACAGCGUCAGCGAAAGCAUAAGCAGCCGACUUGAUGAGAAAGACGAAUCGCCCGGCGCCGAAAAGUCCGGAUGCCCAGUGCGAGUGCCGCGCGCCGACGAUGAGACCUUCCAGGCGUUCUUUACUCCAGUGAUGGAAAAAGAACGAACGGCCGACAACGGCGUGGACGUCGACCUCGACGCUAUCGAUAGCACCUCGCGGCAGAUGUUGGCCAACGACUGGGCGAGGCGAGCGAAAAGGGAACGCCGUCACGUCGCCUCCAGAAACCCAUUGAAAGCUCUCGCGGCCCGCACAGACUUGAGGGAGGAAUACUCUCCGCCACCCUCCACUAACAUCAGGGAUCAACUCAUCAAGGAGAAAGCAACGGCCAACUGCGGCUUAGCGGCCGAAGCGUUAGCGGCCCUGGCGACGAAGGAGGACUUCUCGAACGUGGCGCUUCGAAGCGCCUCCUCCACCGUCAUCCCCAGCCAGGGCACCAAGUCCGUCAUGCUGCUGCACGUCAAGGGUCGGAGGAGAGUGCAGACGAGAUUGGUGGAGCCCGUGCACACGAGCGUGAACCGUGGCGACUGCUUCGUCCUUAUCACGCCUGACCAGCUGUUCCUCUACAUUGGACAAUAUGCCAAUGUCAUUGAGAGGAAUCGUAGUACCGACGUGGCCCAACACAUCCAGAACACCAAAGACCUCGGCUGCAAGAACUCCCCCACCAUCAUCAAGAUAGACGAGCAGACCAAGAACUACUCCAACAAGCACUGGAACCAGUUCUGGUCGCUCCUCGGCGUGACCGAGGGUGUCGAGGACUACACACCUGUCGAGACAGGACACCCCGAUGAGGACGAAAUAUUCGAGUCCUGCAUCGUACAAACCAACAUGUGCUAUGAGGUUAUGGACGAUGAAUUAAUACCUAUUAAGGAAUACUGGGGCCAGAUGCCGAAGAUAGCUAUGCUGAAUCAAUCAAAAACUAUUGUGUUCGAUUUUGGAUCAGAAAUGUAUAUUUGGUACGGCAAAAAUGUCUCGUUAGAAAGCCGGAGGCGCGCUGCUCAACUUGCCCAAGAGUUGUUCGACGAGGGUUACAAUUAUGAAGAAUGCCAUAUCAAUCCUUUAAACGCUGCUACAUAUCAAGGUGCUAGAGAAGAUAGGAGUAGUCCAGAGAAAACGUCGAAAGUCAGACCGGAAUGGUCAAUCAUGUCCAAAGUCACUCAACACAUGGAAACUAUACUGUUCAAAGAGAAAUUCCUCGAUUGGCCCGAUUAUACCAGAGUCAUCCAAGUGAAGCCCCAAGAGAACAAAUCGAAUAGCAUAGAAAUAACUCCAUGCGACGCCGAAGAAAUGUGGUCGAAUGAGUACCAGGAUCCAGAUCUCACUUUAGAAGGAUCCCACGUCGGCCGCGGCACGCAGUACUACGAUAAGGAAAACAUGAGACAUUACGAAAUCAAAACCAAAUCCGUCUCGAAAUGGCUUAUUCAAGAUAACGAUUACCAGAAAGUUGAGAGUCAUGCCGAAAUCGGCGAUUUUUUCUCGGGAGACAGUUAUAUUAUCAGAUGGGAGUACCAGAUCACCGUUUCUGGUAGGGAACUUAAUGGGAAACCGUCGAAACAUGCCGUGACCGGGAGAGAUCGCUGCGCUUAUUUCUGCUGGCAGGGUAAAGAUGCGUCAUCCAACGAAAAGGGAGCCGCCGCGCUGCUUACAGUAGAAUUAGACAAAGAAAAGGGACCUCAAGUGAGGGUAGCUCAGGGCAACGAGCCGCCGGCGUUCCUAAAUCUUUUCCAAGGAAAUCUAGUAGUCCAUCAAGGAAAGAAAAACACCGAUAAAAACAGAUUCAAGCUUUUCGUAACACGAGGAAACCUCUCCAACGAAGCUUAUUUACUUCAGGUUCCCUGCUCAGUCCGACAGCUCCGCAGUCGAGGCUCUGUACUUCUCGUCGACACAGAAAAAGGCCGCCUCUACAUCUGGCACGGGUCCCGCAGCCUCAAACACACCAAGAGCAUAGCUAUCGAAUUAGCCAACAAGCUGAUCGCGAGAAAAUCUAGUUACCUCUUCGGUGCUAACGUAUCUAAUGUUAUUAUCACUGAGGUUAAAGAGAGCGAGGAGCCGAAAGAGGUGUUAGAAGCGCUGGGCGUAGCGAACAAGCAGUACUAUAAUUCGGUGCUAAGUGGGGGGAAGGAGUCGGGCGGGGACGUGACCCCCAGACUGUUCCACUUCACGGACCUGGGCGGGCAGUUCGAGGCGCACGAGGUGCUGUCGCCGCUGCGGCACGAGCGGCUGGUGACACCCUUCCCUUUUGAACAAAAGGAGUUGUAUUCGGCGUCGCAACCAGCUCUAUUCCUGAUGGACGACGGUGCGUCGGUGUGGCUGUGGCAGGGCUGGUGGCCGCGCGGGGAGGACGGGGAACUGGAACCCGCGGAGCGGAAUACUGGCGUAGGAGCAUUCGCGCUGCGUUGGCAAGCACUCCGCGCGGCGGCCCUGCGCAGCGCCGAGGCCUACUGGGCGGCCUCGCGCCGCACGAGGCCGGACGUCAAGGUCGUGGCCGCCGGCCUCGAGCCGCAGCCCUUCACCGACCUCUUCGACACCUGGGCCGAGCACGAUGACGCCGCCGAGUCCAACAUCGCGCACGGCUACAAGGCGGGCGAGGCGCUGCGCGGCGCGGGCGAGCUGUCGCGGCUCACGUCGCGCGCGGCCGAGCUGCCUCUGGCCGCGCUGCAGCGCCGCCCGCUGCCCGACCACGUGGACCCGCAUCAUCUCGAGAAGCAUCUGUCGACGCCUGAUUUUUUGGAGGCUUUCGGCGUGACCAAAGAAGAGUUCGCGGUGCUGCCGGCGUGGAAGCAGACCAACAUGAAGAAGGACGUCGGUCUGUUUUGACCCGGCGGCGCGCGCGCCGGCUGAUGCCGUCCCGGACCGGACCCGGACCGGACCCCAGACCCUUACCGGACCCCGGACCCGGACCGGACACCGGACCCGGACGACCAGCCGGACCUAAAUUAACCGCGGCGGUCACCUAUCAUACUUUCGAAAUUUUUUGUCGGAAGCUAAACUUUCAGAAGGAUUACAAAUCGUAUGUAUUGCCUUCUACACCUUAAAUUUUUUUUAAUGUUAUCAUUGGAGAAAGAUAUUUCGAAAUAUGGAUAGGUUGCCGAUCGCAAUAGUCUAGUAAUUUUGUACAUCCACAGUUAUUUCGUACUUUUCUACUUGUACCGAAUAUCGUUGAAGGAUUUGAUACAAUAAUCGUAAAGGCACGCUUUAAGUCUAUAGUUCCGAGUGUCGUAAUUUUAUACUAACGGAAUGAAAACUAUGUAUUCUGUCUCGUGAUAUUUUGAUGUAACCGCCGUAGACCGUAGUACUUAGGUUUGAAACACGGAUUUGUAUCGGAAUUGCUUAGCGGCCGAUGUCGUGGCCUCUUCGUGUAAAUAAUUGUUUUAUUCCAUAUUUAUUUUUAAAUUUUGUUUAAUUUUAUGAAUUAUUAAAAACGCAAUAUUCACUUUUUUUAUUUUAUAUGAAUUUGUAAUUAAUUAACAAUAUUUUUAAUCGGAUUCCUUAAUUAUUGUUAUGUUUAACCGCCGACGAGAGAUGGCAUCGAAUUGUUAGCAGUGAUAUUUACGAUAAGAUAGCGUUGUGUCAGUGCGUUUUGCCAAAGAGUUUGAGCUCGGACGACGGUCUGAACCACGAGGCGGUUUUCUGGUCAAGUAUGGUUAUCGGUUAUAAAUCGCUAGGUAUACAAUGUAUUUCUACUACUAUUAUACGCUUUAGGGUAGGGUCCUGCGUCGACGGAGGCGCGGCUAUUCGGCAUUGUGAUAUUAACUUGUAUACCGUUGAUUCGCCUGCGAAUUGUUUUGAUAAUUCGGUACGCGCCUCCGCCCCUGCAGGUUAUAUUUUAAUACAUCACAUAUCUAAUCUACUCAUUAGCUACUCUUUUAUACCGUGCUGUUAGGUGGACCAUUGUAAACCGUUUUAAUAUUACUAAUCUUAUAACGUUCCCUUAAUUUCCGUGCUUUUGGCUUAGCUUGUAGUGAACUGACUAUACUCGUCCUACAUUGACGUAGCCUGUGACUAUCUGUUGCCAAAAAGCGCGAAAUGAAACGAAUUUGACUAAAUUUUGUCUUUCGAACGAUUAAGGUUUGUACUUUAAUUUUAACGCUGUUGCUAUGUUGUGUACAAUUUUAGAAGUUUAUUUUUUAUAUCUAGCUUUAUUACGUACGUAAAUGUAUUUUUAAAUGGUGAACCAUCUGAGCGACUUGUGAUAUUUACUGGGUCUCGACUGAAAAAUAUGCCAGUAUUUGUAAUGAAGUCGGUUUCUGCCAAUGAGUAGAAUAACUCUAAUGAUCGAGUCAUACUUUAAUGAACUAUUUGGAUCUACGGAAUAAUCUGUCGCCAUGUAAUGUCAGAUGCAUUUACGGCCGGUACUCUGCGGGCCUACCGUGACAUAUAGACGUAUCUCUCAAAUCCAAUGUUUAAUGUUUUGCUUUGGUUGUGUUACUUAUAAUAUUAUUAUUGUAUUUGAGAUUUAUUUUGUAUAAUAAUGGUGUAAUAAAUUGAUAAAAUUGA